Molecule: messenger RNA, 496 nt
Organism: Cryptomeria japonica (Japanese cedar)
Lineage: Eukaryota; Viridiplantae; Streptophyta; Pinopsida; Cupressales; Cupressaceae
Product: non-specific lipid transfer protein GPI-anchored 29-like
Exons: 2
Coding region: 22-489 (155 amino acids)
Source: RefSeq, a predicted model, not a curated record
UUCCAGUUAAUAUCAAUUGCGAUGGAACUCAUGGCCAAAACAAAGACAUUAAUGGCUUUCAUGGCCAUGGUGGCUUUGAUUGGCGCUGCUGACGUGGCAGCACAGUCAACAGACUGUGAUACUCUGAUGUCCACCUUGGCUCCGUGCUUCGGCUUCCUUGCAGGCAACGAUCAAUGCCCAUCUCCACUGUGUUGCAAAGCAUUUACUAACAUUGUUCAAGUCAACCCGGUCUGUUACUGCCCGGUCUUAAACGGCACUGCAGGAGAUCAACUAAAUGUGACCAAGGCGUCAGAUCUUAUCUGGGAAUGCAUGGUCCCAUUUCCAGGAAUCUGCGCAGAUUAUGAUUCAAAUUUCAGUUUAGAUGAAGCUCCAGCUGUGCCAUCUUGUAGAACUUUGUCACCUCUUCCACCUGUGCCAGCAGCUCCAUUUUUCCCAAUAACUCCAGCUCCUGCUCCUGGUCCCUUUUUCAGAAGACUGCUUGGUGUCUAAUCACCAA